This is a messenger RNA of Lolium perenne, 708 nucleotides long. RefSeq lists its product as uncharacterized. The record is from RefSeq and is a predicted model, not a curated record. Lineage: Eukaryota; Viridiplantae; Streptophyta; Magnoliopsida; Poales; Poaceae.
GUGUUCCGAGCGAUUUCCAAAUCCAUAAUGGCAGGCGCUCUUAGCGUUGUGGUGGUGAUGGUAGCGGCCGUGGCGCCGGUCCUCCUCCUCCUCGCCGGCGUGGCGCGCGCUGACUGCUUCGACUACUGCUUCAACAACUGCAUCGCCAACGACAAGUCCAUGAAAGACUACUGCAACUUCAUCUGCGCCCAGACCUGCGACCCCCCGCAACCGCAACCCUCGGCGGCUGCCGCUGUCGCUGCCGGCAGCGACAUGGGAUGCCAGCUCUCCUGCGUCAGGACUGCUUGCAACCGUCUGGGUCCAGAUUCCAAGGCCGUGGAAACCUGCUUCGGCGCGUGCUACGACGGCUGCAAGACCAAGCCCCUGCCGAGGCCUUUCCGCGCCGGUGCCGGCAGCACCGUGUCCGCCGCGUCAGGCCCGACGAUCUUCCCUUCAUCCGAGCCGAUCAAGGAUGACGCCGCAACCGAGGAACACCCUUUCCACGAGAAGCAGGACGCCACCUCUACUGAACCUAUACCUAAGACAGUUCAGAUAGGUGACAAGGAGUAGCACGGUGGUGCUGUUGGCCAUGGGCCGAACGAAAUACGCUCGCGUCUAUAGCCCACGUGGGUGUGUGUGCGCACGACGUGGCUACUGAUAAAUAGUACUCACUAUACGAAAGUGUGUUCAUUAUGAAUUAUGAAAUGAAAUAGACCGUGAAUUCUGAAA